Messenger RNA from Liolophura sinensis, 3706 nucleotides. RefSeq names its product BLOC-3 complex member HPS1-like. Bases 43 to 2250 code for a protein of 735 amino acids. The record is from RefSeq and is a predicted model, not a curated record. The transcript has 16 exons. Gene Ontology annotation, cellular component: BLOC-3 complex. Gene Ontology annotation, biological process: vesicle-mediated transport. Gene Ontology annotation, molecular function: guanyl-nucleotide exchange factor activity. NCBI's taxonomy places the organism in Eukaryota, Metazoa, Mollusca, Polyplacophora, Chitonida, Chitonidae.
GGUAAAUAAGGAAGCAGACGAUGUAUUUUCACAUGAGACAAAAUGAAGGGAACAAUAGUGUUCGAUGGCAUGAACGACGUUGUUUUUGUUGCUGCAGAUGAAGAAUUUACAGCAUAUGUAAAUAAGCAAGGCAGAGAAACAGGUCUUAUAGAGCCAGAGGCAGUGGAGACUCACACCAUAGACCCAAAUGUCGCUGUUCAGCUGUUCUCACCUUUGGCUGCUUCUCAGAGAUUUAUGGUAGCACAGCUCAAGAAUCCUUAUUCCUCUGUGAGAUGUGAAAAUGGAUUUCUGUUUGUCUUUAAACAGUUUGGGGAUCAGCUUCACUUGGCUGUAAAUGGAGAUGGAACUGAAUCAGAAGAUUUUCUUAACAGAAAAUUAUCAGUAUUUCAGAAAUUAAAUGGGGUUUUAUAUGGACCAGUGUCAGAAGAAAUAAAACCAGAGAACUCUCAGGAAAGAAGACAGAGGCAUAGGUUCCUCAGGUGUCUUCUGAACACAUGGGUGGAUCUGUACAGAGAAGAACAGUCUUUCCUGAUGGAGGCUGUGGAGAGACUGAAUGUUACCCAGGUGGUCAAUGAGAGCUGUAUUAAAUCCUUGGAGACUGUGAUGGAGAAGAUGACUUCGGCAGGGGACAAGCAUGUUCAGCACGCCCUGCUGCUGGUCAACUCCAAACUCCUCGCUCUCUACUCCAGUCGUAACGCAGUGGAGUUGCAGCCCAGUGAUGUUUUGGCCAUCAUUGUGCUGGUACAGAGCAUGCUGCCUUCAGAGGAGAAACUUGAGGACUUGUUCUCAUACUCCUGUCGACAGAGAAGGUAUUCUGACACUGACAAAAACUUUGGUGUCAUUUACAUCCCUCAGCGAGAGCGAUAUGACAGUGCUCUUGAAGGGGAUGAUGAGGACUCAUCUGAGGAAGUGGAGUAUUACAGUCCAUGCACCACCCCGGUGAAGGAGGAGGUGGAGGAUAGUGACUCUCCUGGGGAAAGUCAAAACACACAAAGCAACACAGAACUUAGUGGUAGUGCAUCUCCUUACCCCAAAGUGUCCAUGCAAGGCUCUGAAGAUUACUAUUUCACUCCAAGAGAGACUGAAAGUAACACAGAGGCUGCUAACCCUUUGGUGGGUGGGGCUGCAGCUGCCCAGCCACUGCCCAUUUCCCCGCGGGCAUCUCCUCUGGAGCAUCCUGACUACCAGCGCUUACCGGUCUUUCUCAAUAAUCCGGGCUGUCCAUACACUCCACACAUCCUACACUGUGUCAAGGUGUUGCCAGGCAUGGUCCUAGUCAUUGUCUCUCAGUCGUCACGAGCCAGUCACAGUGCCACACUCUGUCGCACGAUGAACUUGCUAAAGGAGGUGUUAGCAGGAAACUCCAGUGCUGUCCUCAGGGAGCACGGAGGAGAGUUGUAUGAGGCUCUGGAAACAAACAUGGCUAAGGUCAUAGGCUUGUUGAAAAAGCUUCCAUGGGACAGGUUACAGAAAGAUGUUCGCCAACGAUGGGCAGACUGCAAGAGAAAUAACAUUGACCUUUACAUGGAGCAAAACGCAAAGGAUGAAAUAUCUUCAAAGUUAGAAGCCCCGCUGAGGAAUUUGACCACGAAAAUCUGCGACCUGUUCCGACUGCUGUACCUGUCCCCCCGCCCACCUACGGAUGCCAUCCAGAAGGCAGUUUUAGACUCCAAGGAGGUGCUGGUCCAUCAUUUCAAAGACUAUAAGGAAUACCUAGCUGUCAAAGCUCAGAGAAAUGUCACCAUGACUACAUAUUUAGAAGACUACCCUGGGUUGGUUCAUUUCAUCUAUGUGGAUCGGACGUCCAACCAGAUUACAGCUCCUUCUAUCAACAUAGCCAGUGAUGAGCAGCGCUCACAGCAUGAUGCCACUCAGCUGCUUAAAGAUAAGGUUUGGCAGAGGUGCAGCUGGAUUCAGAGCAAACUCAGCCAGGGUUACACAACUCUUACUGUCAGAGAUGGCGAUUUCCAUUUUGGUUACUUUCUCUGGUUUGAGGAUAGUGCAGGUAACCCGCUGACAUAUCAGCAGCCGUUUAAACCAGAAUCUGUCUCAGUUCAGCCUGGUGUAAUAGCAGGAAACUUUUACGAUCAGCUGAUCAGAAGCUGCUUCCCUGAUGGGAUUGUGGGAGGAAUCCACUGUUUUGAGCUGGUGACAAUGCAUGUGGGUGUGGUGCCCACACAGUAUGUGGUGAGUCACUGUAGGAAGCUGGCCAGUCAGUUGUGGGAAGCCUUCACCAUCAGUCUGCUCUGAGGACUGAGGGGAUUGUCUUAAGCCGAGUUUAGACAAUGCUGAACAGAAUUCAACAAAAUCAAAAUAUGUGAGCUGCUAAUAGAUUUUAGUCAAAAGAUACGAAUCAUAAGAGGAAAGAGCUUGGUCAGUUUUAGCAAUUCAGUAUAAUAAUUAGUUAAACCAUAUGAAUGGGGCUUAACAGAUGUAUACUACAACUGACGUGGGUUUUGGAUGGACAUGGGUUUCCAUGGGCUCUGCCCACUUUCCUCUAACCGUAAUGCUGGCUGCCAUCGUAUAAAUGAAAUACUCUUGAGUUCACCAUAAAACGCCAAUCAAAAUAAAUGAAUAGAUAGGACUGAUAAGAGCCUCCAAGCUGUCAGUGUUGUACAGGAAGGUGUCUCAGAGAUAUUACAGACAAUCAAAGAAAUUUUAGUUAUGCUGAAAAAAUUCAGAUUUCUUUCAUGACUGUCAAUCUGAUCUCAGACCGCAUACCGCCAAUAUCUUGUUGAGGUGCGGUGUAAAACUGUUUUUAUAGCACAUUGUGAUGCAUCAUCAAAUGACGCUCCUGCCUUUGUACAUGUACUAGUACUAUUCAUGCCUUGAUGAUGAAGCUUUAUUAUGUUCUGUCACUCUCUUGUAAAGGGAACUCAUUUAAAUAUUUUUGUAUAUAUGUUUUAUGAAGGUUUGAUUAAAAUGUGAAUUUGGACCAUUAUGGAUUUACUGUAGGUUCAAAUGUGUGAAAGUAAUACUUAAGUGCAAAUGAAACUAGAUGUGGUCAGUAGUUUAACAAGUGUUAAUAAGUCAUAAUCUGUUUUAAAAGAUUGUCUUGGUAUAGGGAGGUAUUAGAACGAGACUUAUAUCAGUAUAGAUGCUGUUUUCCCCAUUUGCCGAACUGUUAGUAUGAUAUUUAUAAAUCAAUAUAAAUGUAUAUGUAAAUUUGUGUAGAUAGAAAUCAUUUUUAGUAUGGAUCUUUUUUUGAAAUAUGAAUUUACAAAAAAAAGUUUUUUUAUGGUGUAAAUUUUCAUAAAAUAUAAUCACAAAGCCUUAUAAAAGCCUUAUAGAUACAAGUUUUACACAUUUAUUCCUAUCCAUUUGUUUUAAUUUGAUUGUCGUUAAAAUGCCAUGCUGCAGAAGUUUUGACUUGUAUGACCACCAUUCCGUAAGCCAUUACCACUUGCCAGGUACCUGACAAGUUUUAAGUCUAACCACUGAUUUCAGUUUUUAGGCAUUUGGUAAAGAGUGAAAGUCAUGGUUUCCCCUGAGCACUAACCACUGCUUUAAGUCUUUAGGCACUUAGUCAAGAUGGAGUCAUGGAUUCCUCUACUAAAUCACUAAAUCACUAUCUUAAGUCUGCAGGAACUUUGUGAAAAAAGUUCAUUAUUCUUCACCAUGUACAAAUGGGUUGCUUAUUUCUGCAUGAGCUUUUCUAGUCCAUCUUUUGGGUUCAGAUGUAAUAAAGAGACUUCCAGCGUAUACU